ACAGUCACAAUAUAAUGUUUUCUCCUCUAUGCGAUCAUUCGGUUCAUGCCAAACGUUUAGGUGAACUGACGACAAGUUGCAUUGAUGAGGUGAAAGAAUGGAUGUUUGAACGAUCAAAUGUAUUUCCUGAUAUGAAUAAGGAUAUGGAGUUAGAC
Molecule: messenger RNA, 155 nt
Organism: Schistosoma turkestanicum
Lineage: Eukaryota; Metazoa; Platyhelminthes; Trematoda; Strigeidida; Schistosomatidae
Source: the annotation of a GenBank genome assembly